Molecule: messenger RNA, 1011 nt
Organism: Paramisgurnus dabryanus
Lineage: Eukaryota; Metazoa; Chordata; Actinopteri; Cypriniformes; Cobitidae
Source: RefSeq, a predicted model, not a curated record
AUGACAGAAGCUCAGGAUUAUCUGAUGGAUGAAAGUCCGCUCCUCACCGCUGCUCAUCUGGGCAAACUGCGUUUGGUUCGACUUCUGGUGGAAGGAGGCGCGCAGGUGAACGCACACAGCCAGAGAGGAGAAACACCGCUGUUGGCCGCUUGUCGAGCUCUUCGGGGUGACCAGUCUGGAACAACGAUGUUGAGACUUAUCAAGUUUCUCCUUAGUAACCAGGCAGACCCAAACGUACAGGACAAGGCGGGCCGCACCGCACUGAUGUACGCCUGUAUGGAGCGGGCCGGAGCAGAGGUGGCGACCGCUCUGGUAGCGGCAGGAGCCGAUCCAAGCAUGGAAGAUAACAGCGGAGCUUCGGCUCUCGUAUAUGCGAUAAACGCCCACGACCAGGACACGCUUCAAGUGCUGCUGGACGCCUGUCGAGCCAAGGGACGUGACAUUAUUAUCAUAGCUACAGAUCUGAGCUGUGACGGCAGUAGCAUAACGCGCCGCUAUCUGAACGUUCUGCCCUCACCUGACAGCUCACCUGUGUCCUGUAUGUCCCCCUCAGAUAUCGAGCUGAAGACUAACUCGCCAAACUCAGAAGGAGAAAACAUCUUUAAUUUUCGAGGAGGUGGCAAGGUGUCUCCUUCACUGCAGAGGAGCGAUACUCUGAGCGGCCAAAGGCUACGCUCCGAGCCCUGUCUGGCCAUUCAGAGCCUAGCCAAUCUCAGCCACACCUAUGAGAAAAACUCAGAGGAACAGUUUCAAGAGGAAGAUAAAAAGAAAAAAGAUCAACAUUUCACUUCUGAGGAGGAUCAGACCAUCUCCUCACUUACUGGAGCUUUUCCAAGAGCGUGCCAAUUAAAGAAAACGCAUUUAGACCCGACAGAGAACCCAUUAGGCCAAGAGCAGCUACAAAGUCGAAGAAAUACUCUACCUGACCUCCAAAGCCAAACAUUACUUCAACUGCCAUCUUUGAAACUGACUCUGUCUAGCUCGGACACUCGUUUACAUAAUCCACCCGCC